GAUCUGACUCCUCCUAGGAAGCUAUAUUCAACUGGGAAGCUCAUAACCACCAACCCUACCAUCUAUCAAUGACUCCUGUGUUUUCAAACCAUGAUGCAACGCUACUGACUGUUUGUCCUUUCUGUGCGCAAUAGAACUGCAACAAUUAGAGCAUUCUGUGACAUGGAGCACGAACAUAUAGCUUGCAAUUCAGUGCAAUAUCUUGAAGGCUGGAUUGAUGUGCUUGGGAAUGGCCUGCUGAAGAAAACAACUCUCAAAUCCAGCAGUAAUCAACCUGACAACCCACAAGCUGGCCAAAAUGUCAGUAUCUGGAUAAGGACAAUGCUUGAAAAUAGGAAAGAUAUUGAAGCCCCCAAAUAUCUUAACUUCAUAAUAGGUAGUGGUGAUGUUUGUCAGGCACUUGAGAUCUGCGUUCCUUUGAUGAAGCUAGAAGAAACUAUUUUAAUCCUUGUUGAUGUGAGAUUUUGUUCCCCAAAUGAAGAAUGCCAGCCACCAGGAUCUCGACUUCUUCUUGAAGUGCAACUCCUGUCAAUCAGUGGCACUCGUAUAAAGGAUCGAACAGAGGAAGAGCAGUUGGAAUUAAUCAAUAGAGAGAGGGAAAAGGGCAAUGACCAUUUCCAAAAGAAGGACUAUCAACUGGCACUCUUCACCUAUACUUGUGCGUUGAAGAUUAUAGAGUCAAGUUCCGAAGGUGAGAUAAGACGUGAACAAAAGGAUAUGCUACUUGAUGAGAAAGUGAAAUGUUAUAGCAAUAUGGCAGCUUGUCAUUUAAAGACAGGAAACUUAAAGGAGACAAUCUCUUGCUGUGAUAUUGUCCUGCAGCAUCGGCCUCAUCACUGCAAGGCAUUAUUCAGGAAGGGGAAGGUGUUAGCAAUGCAGCAAAUAUAUCCCCUUUCUAUUGUCUUCCUAAAGAAAGCCUUAGCUGUUCAGCCAGAGCACCCGGAAAUUAAAGAUGAAAUUAAAACUAUUAUUAGCACAUGGAAAAAGCAGAGAAUAUCUGGUAUUACUGAGAAAUUUGCACGUAGCAGCUCAAAACGACCAGUCAACAGGCAGAUAUCAUUUCAGAAUAUAAAUUGGAAGUGGACAAUAGGAAUUUCUGCUGUUGCACUGGGUAGCAUAAUUCUAUAUAAAUGGAGAUGAAUCGUACUGAGAAUGCAGACCACGUUUCAGAUUAAAAUAAGAAUUUGCUUCAGAUAUUGCUGGAGUUGAGAUACCUAUAAACAGUUGAUGAAAGAUAAUUUUCAAAUCUGUGUCAAAAUGAUUUUGGCUCUGCUAAUCAAACUGAACUGAUAUGCUUAAACAUAUGUAUUUACUAAUAUAUUAAACUGUUUGGUAUCAUUUUUUCUUGAGUAUGUAAAGAGAAAAGAUUGGUGAAAAUGAAUGUCAUUCUCUUACAGUUGGAAAUGGGGAAUUUACAAUGGGGAACAAUAAAAUGGCAAAUGAACUAAAUUCAUACUUUGCUUCUGGCUUCACAAAGGAGUAUAUGAAUACCAUACCAGAAAUGAGGGGGAAUGUAGGGAGAUGGAGAAACUAAAGCAAAUCUAUUUUAGUAGAGAAAUUAUUCUAGGGAAAUUGAUAGAGUUGAAGACCAAUAAAUUCUCAGGGUCUAAUAAUCUAUAUCCUAGAUUACUUGAGGAAAUGGCCCUAGAAAUAGUUUAUGCAUUGCUGGUUAUCUUUCAGGAUUCUUCAGACUCUGGAAUAGUUCCUACAGACUGGAGGGUAACUAACGUAACCCCACUACUUAAAAAGGAAGGCAGGCAGAGAGAAAAUUGAGUUAUUGACCAGUGAGUCUGACAUAAGUAGAGAAGAUUAAGCAGGAUAGAAACCAAAAGAACUGCAGAUGCUGUAAA
Stegostoma tigrinum is the source of this 1850-nucleotide messenger RNA. Its product is annotated as peptidyl-prolyl cis-trans isomerase FKBP8-like. Bases 163 to 1140 code for a protein of 325 amino acids. The transcript has 9 exons. Gene Ontology annotation, molecular function: peptidyl-prolyl cis-trans isomerase activity; protein binding. Lineage: Eukaryota; Metazoa; Chordata; Chondrichthyes; Orectolobiformes; Stegostomatidae. The record is from RefSeq and is a predicted model, not a curated record.